Molecule: messenger RNA, 1950 nt
Organism: Molossus molossus (Pallas's mastiff bat)
Lineage: Eukaryota; Metazoa; Chordata; Mammalia; Chiroptera; Molossidae
Gene: DEDD
Product: death effector domain containing
Exons: 6
Coding region: 207-1163 (318 amino acids)
Biological process (GO): regulation of apoptotic process; extrinsic apoptotic signaling pathway via death domain receptors; apoptotic process
Cellular component (GO): nucleolus
Molecular function (GO): protein binding; DNA binding
Source: RefSeq, a predicted model, not a curated record
CACGCCCGCGGCGGCGGCGGCGGCGGCAGAGCCCGGAUGCGGCGCCCGGAGACGGCGGGGGGAGCGGCGCGGAUGGAUCCAACAUGGCGGCGCCGAGCCUGCGCCCGGGGAAGAGACCUGGGAAAAUAAGUUUCUGGCAGAGUGUAGUGGGGAUUGCAGCUGCCGAGCAGGGAUUCUGGAAAGCAUCGCGCACCUGAGCCCCCAGUAUGGCGGGCCUAAAGCGGCGGGCAAGCCAAGUGUGGCCGGAAGAGCGUGGCGAACAGGAGCACGGGCUGUACAGCCUGCACCGCAUGUUUGACAUUGUGGGCACCCACCUGACACACAGAGACGUGCGCGUCCUUUCCUUCCUCUUUGUCGACGUCAUUGAUGACCAUGAGCGUGGCCUCAUCCGAAAUGGACGUGACUUCUUACUGGCAUUGGAGCGCCAGGGCCGCUGCGAUGAGAGCAACUUCCGCCAGGUGCUGCAGCUGCUGCGCAUCAUCACUCGCCACGACCUGCUGCCCUACGUCACGCUCAAGAGGAGACGGGCUGUGUGCCCUGACCUUGUAGACAAGUAUCUGGAGGAGACAUCAAUUCGCUAUGUGACCCCCAGGGCCCUCAGUGAUCCAGAACCAAGGCCUCCUCAACCCCCUAAAACAGUGCCUCCCCACUAUCCUGUGGUGUGCUGCCCUACUUCGGGCCCUCAGAUGUGUAGCAAGAGGCCAGCUCGAGGAAGAGCCACACUUGGGAGCCAGCGAAAACGCCGGAAGUCAGUGACACCGGAUCCUAAGGAAAAGCAGACAUGUGACAUCAGACUGCGGGUUCGGGCUGAAUACUGCCAGCACGAGACUGCUCUGCAGGGCAAUGUCUUCUCUAACAAGCAGGACCCACUUGAGCGCCAGUUUGAGCGCUUUAACCAGGCCAACACCAUCCUCAAGUCCCGAGACCUGGGCUCCAUCAUCUGUGACAUCAAGUUCUCUGAGCUCACCUACCUCGACGCAUUCUGGCGCGACUACAUCAACGGCUCGUUACUAGAGGCACUUAAAGGUGUCUUCAUCACAGACUCCCUCAAGCAGGCUGUGGGCCAUGAAGCCAUCAAGCUGCUGGUGAAUGUGGAUGAGGAGGACUAUGAGCUGGGCCGACAGAAACUCCUGAGGAACUUGAUGCUGCAGGCCUUGCCCUGACCUUCCCUCUCAUGGGACUGGUCCCACCACUCGCCUCUGGAGCGUACAUACUGUUCUGGGGUUUGUCCUCUCCCCUUCCAACCAAUCACACCCCUGCCUUUUUUUUUUUUUUUUUUUUUUAAAGGAAAAGACAAAGGAAAAUGGAAGUGGUGUUUCCCACCCUCCCUGUACCCAUGUGCCUGGGCUUCCCCCGUUUCCUUUUCCACUCACCCCAACGUGUCUGCAGCCACCUUACCACUGAGCCGUGAGACAGAUGUGUAGGGAGAAGCAAAGUCUGUAGGACAGUCUUUGUGAGGGACUGAAGCAACCACUGCGUCUGGGUGCAUUGAGGGGCUGUCAGUACUUCUGGCUUUAUGAGGGCUCUUACAUUUUGUCUGAAAAACCAAAGGGCUGUGUGUAAGGGAGCUGUGUUGUGUGGAAGGUGAGACUCUGAAGUGUAUUUUGGAAAUGAAUCACCACCCUCUCCCAAAUUAUAGAAUUUUUAAAAAAGAAGCUGUGGCCCUUUCCACUCUCUCCUGGCCUCUGGUGCUGCUCCUCUGCCUUGUUUCUUCUGUCCCAUGGCUGAAACUUCUGCCUGGUGUGGCUCCUCCUUCCCCCUUGUCCAGCCGUCUUCAAGGGAAAAUAGGUGAGAGGACUAGGUAGCCCAGUCAGCCCGCCCAGCUGUGGGGUGUGUGUGUGUGUGUGCACAAGCACGGGAGUGUGCGGAGGUUGAAACACUCCCCCUGAAAAGGGAGGGGAGAGUGACUUUCCUUCCAUGUGCAAGUGAAAAUAAAUGAGGUACCCUGCA